This is a messenger RNA of Meleagris gallopavo (turkey), 4767 nucleotides long. RefSeq names its product FLVCR choline and heme transporter 1 (gene FLVCR1). The record is from RefSeq and is a predicted model, not a curated record. Gene Ontology annotation, cellular component: membrane; mitochondrion. NCBI's taxonomy places the organism in Eukaryota, Metazoa, Chordata, Aves, Galliformes, Phasianidae. Gene Ontology annotation, molecular function: heme binding; heme transmembrane transporter activity. Gene Ontology annotation, biological process: erythrocyte differentiation; transmembrane transport; heme export.
AUGGCGGCGCAGGCCGUGUGCGCCGUCGCGCAGGUCUUCAUCCUGGGGCUGCCCUCCCGCAUCGCCUCCGUCUGGUUCGGCCCCGCCGAGGUCUCCACCGCCUGCUCCGUGGCCGUGCUGGGCAAUCAGCUUGGCACUGCCAUUGGCUUUUUGUUGCCACCUGUCCUGGUUCCAAAUACCCCUGAUGAUAUUGAUCUAAUGGCACAUAAUAUAAGCAUAAUGUUCUAUGGAACAGCAAUAGUAUCCACACUUUUGUUCUUCUUAACAGGAGUUGUGUUCGAAGAGAAGCCCAAAUACCCUCCCAGUCACUCUCAAGCAGUCCUGCAAGCUAUGCCUCCUGAGGAUUACUCCUACAAGCAGUCAAUUAUUAAUUUGAUCAAAAAUGUCCCAUUUGUACUUCUGCUGAUCAGCUAUGGAAUUAUGACUGGAACAUUUUAUUCUGUUUCCACAUUAUUAAACCAGAUGAUAGUAACUCAUUAUGAGGGAGAAGAAGUGAACGCUGGGAGAAUUGGCUUGACACUGGUGGUGGCAGGAAUGGUGGGUUCGAUUAUUUGUGGUUUGUGGCUGGAUUACACUAAAACGUACAAGCAAACUACUUUGAUUGUUUACAUUCUCUCCUUCAUUGGGAUGGUGGUGUUCACCUUCACACUGGACCUCGGGUACCUUAUAGUGGUGUUUGUGACUGGAGGGGUGCUUGGGUUCUUCAUGACUGGCUAUCUCCCACUUGGGUUUGAAUUUGCAGUGGAAAUUACAUACCCAGAGUCUGAAGGCACUUCUUCAGGUCUCCUCAAUGCAUCGGCACAGAUAUUUGGAAUUGUCUUCACGCUUGUUCAAGGAAAGCUUACAACAGACUACAGUCCUCGUGCAGGAAACCUCUUUCUUUGUGCUUGGCUGUUCGUGGGCAUUAUCUUAACAGCCUUAAUAAAAUCAGAUCUGCGAAGACACAAUGUGAAUUCAGGGAUUAUGAACAUGGAUGUUAAAGCUGUACCAGUUGACAAUCCAGUAGAACGUGAAACUUGUACUGCAUUAAAAAUUCAGUCAGAUUUGUAAACCCGAAAGAAGAUGGCUUAGAAACGCACAAUUUUGGUUGAAUGCUGAAGAAAAUUAGUGUAAUCACUGGAUUUAUGUGUAUGAGUAGUAAAAUGUGUUUGGUGAUUUUGGUGACAGUUGCGUGGUGGGAGCUAUGAAGAUGCUGACUUCAUUUUGCCCAAGACAUAAACAAUAGGACUUUGUAUGGAAUAUUUAUUGUAACAGAUUACGAGUUUUGCCGUUUCAUCACAGAAUCGUAGGGGUUGGAAGGGACUUCUGGGGAUCAUCGAGUCCAACCCCAAAAUGCUCUCUGUUUUGGGAAGAGGCGUACAUUCAGGAUGCACACCAAAAUGUGCAUUUGGAAUCCUAAACUACAGUCAUGAUCAGAAGUAUCUUCUCCCCAGGAAAUCAAAAGUUAGUUAAUUUCUUGUUCAGUUCUUUCUAGUGCUUUUACCAAGUCAGAGUAGGUAGCUGCAUGACUGGAGGGUAUUCAUACUUCUUUUUAAUGUCUCUGAUGUAAGACAGCAUUUCCUUCUGGGAAACUGUCUAUAGCACAAUUCUGAAAAUGAGAUAACUGCAAUUAUGUGUAUUGAGUUUCUUUUGCCUUGAAACUUCUUGACCGAUAGUGGAAGAUGAGAGAAAAUGCUUUUUUGUAGGUUCAUCAAGCAUUUAAAGAGUUUCCUACUAGGUAUGUUAAGAAAGUACAUUUCUUAUUAAAUAGAAAGAAAAGAAGAAGAAAGACCAUUGAUUUAUCUAUCUGUCUAUGGUGAAGUAUUCACAGGCAAUGGAAUAUGAUUGCACAGGUUGCCUCCUGAAUAUUUUGAGUGCUUUCUCAGUUCAAAUGAGAGGAACAUGUGUUUACAAAGAGAUGGUGCCUUUACAAAGUAAAGAAGAUCCUUGCCUCAUCUUGAGUUUGACCAGUGCUGCUGAAGAAAUUCCGUAUUGCUUAUUAAGCCUCCUGAAUAUUUGUGGAGUAUCAGAAAAUGUGUUCUACCUGUUGUAUUGUUGUUUUUCCCUCCAUUUAUUUCUCUGUGUUACGUUGUAUCAUUUGUCUCCUGUAAAAUUUUUAUGCUCACUGUAUAACUUAACAGUAAAUGAUGUCUUGUUCUUCACAGUUAAGAGCCGUAGGAGUGACUGAAAGGAAAAUAGUGAUGUUUCUCUUUGUCUGAUGAAAUACUUGCUGUUUAAAUAAUGAGUCUUAGCUACAAAGUAUGUUUCUUCGCGUUUGUAUUAUAAUUGUUUGUAUUGUUAUUUCUCACUGCAGUGCUACUGAUAUUAUUCUUCACCUUGUGUACUAUCUACCCAGCUACAGAACUGCCAUCCCUACAGUAAUACUGAGGCUCUUCUACUGAAAAGUCCAGCCAGAGUUAGCAGCAUUGAGGCUUUAACAGCCUUUCAGGUGAGCCUGCAGUUUCAGUGCCGUCAGCGAUGCAGUCUCUGCAUUCCUACAGCUGUAGUGCCAUCCAGCAGGUUGAAUCCUGCUUGAAGUUUUUUUGUGGGUUAGAUUGAUAUGGGGAACUUUGCAACUCCCAAGAUAGUCUUUCAAGGUGUUAAGUGAAAUUAAAUGCUUUUAUUUUGCCUUGUUUCUGUAUUUUUUUUUUAAUAUAUAAAACAGAACCUGUAUAUGUAGUUUUCUUAACUUAGCCUCUAAGCCUUGCUCUUAAUUUGGUGUUUUGUGUGAUAAAUGCUUCAGACAUGAGUAGGCUGAGUGGCAGUUUGUAUGUAUCUGAAGAAGCCAGGCAUAUCUGAACAUUUGUCUUUCCAAAACAAGUCCAUGCCUCUGCUGGAGCCAGUGCCAGAGAGAAAGUGGGCACGCUUUAUGGCUCCUGGAGAGGCAAGCUCUGUGAGAGGAGUCCUCUGUGAGACAGCUGAAUGGAGAUGUUCAAAUGGCAGACAAGAGAAUAGGAGUGGAAGUAGAGGUACCUUAUUUACCUCAGUUCUUACGUGAAACAACUGAUACCAGCUGCCCCAUUCAGGGAUGUACGCAUUUUCAGCCUGAGUGAGCAAAGUGAAAGUUCCUUCCUUUUGCUUUCUGAGUGAUUUUUGCCUUUAGAGAAGUGGUGAUACUACGAUGUAUAUAUAACUCUUCCACAGAAUGCAGAUAUACAGAAUACUGUAUUCAGAGACUGUGUUUGCUAUGCGCUUUCCCUUUUGAAAGCAAAAAUUUAGGACCUUCUGUUUUGGGGGGGAUGUGCUUUCAGAUGUCCAAUAGAGUCUUUGGCAGCACCCAGAAUACUUUCUAAAUGUCUGCUAAACACUCUAAAGAGCUCUUAAUUUAUUUUGGAAACUCCUUUCCCUACUAGAUUCCAGUUUGUUUAGUUAUUUUCAGUUGAUUAUUGAAAACUAUUCCAGCCCUGCCGGCUCCUUGUGUUUUUCAUCUUCUGCCAAAUUACUUGGCUGCCCUCUGAGAUUGUCCAAACAAGAUUUUUGGCAUACUAAAAAACCUGCAGGGUUCCUGGAAAAGAAAAUAUUCCUAAUAAUGAAGACUUAAUUACAUCCUGGAUUUAAUGCAGAUCAGAAGGAACUUGAAAGUCGGAAACCUGUGAGUAUGUAUUUAUUUGGAAGCUAUUUCUGGGCAAGGACUAAGUAUAGAAAUAAAAGGCUAAGUGGCAAAAUGAGGAACAAAUAAACCAACACUCUUCUCAUCUUUUCACAAAAAGAAAAAAAAAAAAAAGGUUCUAGCUUGUGGCAGAAACAGAUUUGGGAUAGUUGGGGCUUUAUUUUUUGCUUUCUGUUUGUUUGUUUUUAAAUAAUAUCAAUCAAAUGUGUCUGGAAUUGGAAAUAGUGUUUCUGACUUUCUGAGCCUUGAGAUUAUGGCUCAGCCCUCUUCUGGCAGAGGCUAAGAAUCAAAACUUAAAGAGUAAUGAGUCCAGGAAUGGGAUCGUGUGUGCCAACUGUGAGAGGACAGAAUCAGAAACCAUGUGAGGAGAGCCAUCCCAAUUCCAUGCAUUAAUUUGUGCUUUAAGUAUGCUCUUCUACCUAUCACAGGAGUGUGUGUUUACUGUUACCAACUUACGUUUCCUAGUGGAAAAAGUGCUUUUUGAAAAAGCCUUGGACUAACUUCUGGGUCUAUGACUAAAUGAAAUUGGGUUAAGCUGUGAGUAUGUAUCACUCUCAUUUUCCAUUCCAUUAACUCAAUAGUUUUACUUCGUGAAUGGGAAUGUGGUGUUGGUUCUCAUCUUGCUGUACUUGUAACAGCAUUACAGUACAUCUGAAGCAUUAGAGACUAGAAACGGUUCAUAGCCCACAAGCUAAGCUGUUGUAUCCAUGUUUUAUCCCCCCUACACCCAAUGUGCUGCCUGAAAUCUGUGAAGAGAAAUUGUUAAUACACAGAAUAGAAUGGAAUAAGCAAAAAUAUGCUUAAGAGAAAUACAUUUUCUUGUAAGACCUGUGAUAUAUACUGCUUGUCUUUGUUCUCUUGGAGAUCGUGAAGAUUUUUGCUGUAAUUUUUUGUUAUUGUCCCAUUCUUUGUUUCAAAAUAAAGUAAAAAAAAAAAUAAAAAAUCCCUAUGAAUAUUCUCUGAAUGCAGUAUUGUAUAUAUGUGGGUGAAAUCAUUCUUUACCGUUACAUGCCAUUUACAAAGCUUACUGCAUACAACUUGAUUGGAGCAAAGCUGCUGGUACAGCUGAUGUGUUAGAUUCAUUUUGCCCCCCUCCAAAGCUGUCAUUUAGUGUAGGAAAGCUAAGCUUUAUAUGUGAAUUUUGUACUGUGCACUUAAUAAACAUGCAUGCAUUCAUA